Molecule: messenger RNA, 1431 nt
Organism: Miscanthus lutarioriparius
Lineage: Eukaryota; Viridiplantae; Streptophyta; Magnoliopsida; Poales; Poaceae
Source: the annotation of a GenBank genome assembly
AUGCCGCAGCACUCGAGAGCGCAGCCAAGCGGCGGCGCCCCGCCUCUGACUCCGCCCCAGGUCGCUGCGUCCAUGGACCCCUCCUCGCAGUCGGCGCCUCCCACCGGGGACGACCCGGCUGCGGCGGCGGAUCCCGAGCUCCCGAGGCUCACAGUGACGCAGGUGGAGCAGAUGAAGGUGGAGGCCAGGGUUGGCGACAUCUACCGCGCCCUCUUCGGGGCCGCGCCCAACACGAAAUCCAUCAUGCUAGAGCUGUGGCGUGAUGAACAUAUUGAGUAUCUGACGCGUGGGCUGAGGCAUCUCGGGCCAGCCUUUCAUGUUCUAGAUGCCAAUCGCCCUUGGCUGUGCUACUGGAUGGUUCAUCCACUUGCUUUGCUGGAUGAAGCACUUGAUGAUGAUCUUGAGAAUGAUAUCAUAGACUUCUUAGCUCGAUGUCAGGAUAAAGAUGGUGGAUAUAGUGGUGGACCUGGACAGUUGCCUCACCUAGCUACGACUUAUGCUGCCGUAAAUACACUUGUGACAAUAGGGAGUGAAAGAGCACUGUCAUCAAUCAAUAGGGACAACUUGUACAAGUUUAUGCUUCGGAUGAAAGAUAUAUCAGGUGCUUUCAGAAUGCAUGAUGGUGGUGAAAUUGAUGUCCGUGCUUCCUACACCGCUAUAUCGGUUGCCAGCCUUGUGAAUAUUCUUGAUGUUGAACUGGCAAAAGGUGUUGGCGACUACAUAGCAAGUUGUCAAACUUAUGAAGGUGGUAUUGCUGGGGAGCCUUAUGCUGAAGCACAUGGUGGGUAUACGUUCUGUGGAUUGGCUGCUUUGAUCCUGCUUAAUGAGGCAGAGAAAGUUGACUUGCCUAGCUUGAUCGGUUGGGUGGCUUUUCGUCAAGGGGUGGAAUGCGGAUUUCAAGGACGAAAUAAUAAAUUGGUUGACGGUUGCUACUCCUUUUGGCAGGGAGCUGCCAUUGCUUUAACACAAAAGUUAAUUACGAUUGUUGAUAAGCAAUUGAAGUCCUCGUAUUUCUGCAAAAGGCCAUCAGGAGAGGAUGCCUGCAGCACCAGUUCAUAUGGGUGCACUGCGAAAAAGUUUUCCUCUGCUGUGGAUUAUGCAAAGUUUGGAUUUGAUUUUAUACAACAGAGCAACCAAAUUGGCCCACUCUUCCAUAACAUUGCCCUGCAACAAUACAUCCUACUUUGUUCACAGGUACUAGAGGGAGGCUUGAGGGAUAAGCCUGGAAAGAACAGAGAUCACUAUCAUUCAUGCUACUGCCUCAGUGGUCUCUCAGUUAGCCAGUACAGUGCCAUGACUGAUGCGGAUUCGUGCCCAUUACCUCAGCAUGUGCUUGGACCGUACUCUAAUUUGCUUGAGCCAAUCCAUCCACUCUACAAUGUUGUCCUGGAUAAAUACCAUACAGCCUAUGAGUUCUUUUCAAAAGAGUGA